Anopheles coustani is the source of this 1380-nucleotide messenger RNA. It is a transcript of the gene Gnpnat, whose product is annotated as probable glucosamine 6-phosphate N-acetyltransferase. Gene Ontology annotation, cellular component: endoplasmic reticulum-Golgi intermediate compartment; Golgi apparatus; endoplasmic reticulum. Gene Ontology annotation, biological process: UDP-N-acetylglucosamine biosynthetic process. Lineage: Eukaryota; Metazoa; Arthropoda; Insecta; Diptera; Culicidae. Gene Ontology annotation, molecular function: glucosamine 6-phosphate N-acetyltransferase activity; monosaccharide binding. The record is from RefSeq and is a predicted model, not a curated record. The coding region runs from base 389 to 1024 and encodes 211 amino acids. The transcript is spliced from 4 exons.
AGUUGAAGUUCCGGGGUAAACAAAGGCAGUUCACGCUCGGUGCCGUUCAGCGGCGUGACGGGCACCCGUCGGAAGAACGUUUUGCCAGCUUGUACGUUGUGCCGCAAAGAGAAAGUUGUUUAGCAACUGCUUUUCGCUUCCUAAUUUUGCGUUAAAAAACUGUUCCACGCUGGCAGCGUAUGAGGUGUAAAACGACAUUCCUUGCGGAGCAGCCAGGUAUUUCGUGUUGAACUAGUUUGUUUUCCCCAAGAAAAUGUACUAAAUUAAUCAGCCUAGCCAAGUGGCACUGUUCGAUUAUCGUUUUCAUACAAUACUUUUUAGUUUAAAGAAUAAGUACUUCAGCAGAAUUGCGAAAACUAGCGUGUGCAUCACACCGAACAAUCCAGCUAUGGGGGGCCAUAGGUACGAGGAGGAACUGUCCCUUUACGAUCCUUCGCUACUAUUGGGUUUGGAUUUUUUCCGCUCGCCUGCCGGCUUCAACCCACGCAUAUCGGCAGCCGUGCCGGGAGAAACAUGGCUGAAAGUCAGACCACUCCAAACCGGUGACUAUAAUCGGGGAUUUCUCCAAAUUUUGUCGCAACUUACUAAAGUUGGCGAUGUAUCGCUAACGCAGUUUUUAAAUCGCUUUGCACAAAUGCGAGCAAGCGGUGAUUACUAUGUGACGGUCAUAGUGGACACCAGGCACGAUAAAAUUAUCGGCAGUGCAACACUGGUACUUGAACGUAAGUUUAUUCACGGAUGUGGUACUAGAGGCCGCCUGGAGGAUGUGGUCGUUGACGAUACGUAUCGCGGGAAGCAGCUCGGUAAACUUAUUGUCGUCACCGUAACCCUCCUAGCCGAACAGUUGGGUUGCUAUAAAAUGUCCCUGGAUUGCAAAGAUAAGUUGAUUCCUUUCUACAAAUCGAUUGGAUACGCACUGGAACCGGGCAAUGCAAAUACGAUGAACAUACGUUAUGAAAACGGCACGAUCAGUGCCAAUCGUACCGGGGCUAACUGCAAGCCGGACGAUACGGAACCAUCCUGACAAUUAGCCACCAGUGCUGCUACUACUAGUAAAUCCAAGCUAUAGACUUGCACCUAGCGUACGUUGAAAAGAAGCAUUUCACAUGUGAUUCUGUCGCUUGCGUUUGUUUCUUUCCGUAGCCCGCAAUUUGCCUAGCUUACCCACGCAAAAUUAUGUUGAAGCUUUUAUUUUGCAAUUGGAUUUACUAUGUCUUAUCGGGGGAGCCUGGUGUUGCUUGACUUCGAAUGUACGUGUGAAAUUCAAUUUCUUUCAUACUUUCGAUGACGUGCAACAUAUGCCCCCGUAGCAGCAUCUGGUACAUAAUCGGAUUUUUUUAAAAUUGUUUAUUAUUUUACUUAAUGUAUGUAUGAUUUAAU